AUGAGUAUGCGAUGUGAUUAUCUUCGGAGAAUCAUGGAUCAUUCAUCAAGUACAACUCUAUAUCUGAAAUCUGGUAAGGGAUCUAACGAUAGCCCUUUUUCUCCAAUCAUCAACAUGAUCGUUAUGAUAGCGACAUUGAAAGGCGUUAUCAUCCGACUUUCAGGUCAUGCGGAAGGGUUGUUAUCUUAUCGAGGACCACGCCAGUUCUCAGCCAUCGUCCAGAAGAACGUCUGUUACGCGCUCGACGCAUUUGCUGACAGCGAAAACAUUCAGCCUUGCCAAGAAAAAUUAUGUGCCUUAUUCAGCUACAAUUUCCAGUAUACGUUACUUGCAAGUACCACCGAUAAGGCUGAAGGGCACUGCAAAUGUGAUCGAUUGGCUGUGAGCGCUUGGAUGCCCGUGGCUGUGCUGGCGCAGUCUUCUUGA
This is a messenger RNA of Penicillium oxalicum, 426 nucleotides long. RefSeq lists its product as uncharacterized. The transcript has a single exon. NCBI's taxonomy places the organism in Eukaryota, Fungi, Ascomycota, Eurotiomycetes, Eurotiales, Aspergillaceae. Bases 1 to 426 code for a protein of 141 amino acids. The record is from RefSeq and is a predicted model, not a curated record.